Molecule: messenger RNA, 1194 nt
Organism: Mycena indigotica
Lineage: Eukaryota; Fungi; Basidiomycota; Agaricomycetes; Agaricales; Mycenaceae
Product: Phosphatases II
Exons: 8
Coding region: 1-1194 (397 amino acids)
Biological process (GO): protein dephosphorylation; regulation of MAP kinase activity
Cellular component (GO): cytoplasm
Molecular function (GO): JUN kinase phosphatase activity
Source: RefSeq, a predicted model, not a curated record
AUGGAAAUCAAAUUGUGGUGCUGCACCGCCAAGCUCUCACCCACUCCUCCACUUGCCAUGGCCAGCCCUAGCGUCGAUGAGAUAAUCUCGUCUCAGAUAUUCCUCGCCAAUCUGGCUGCCGCGCAGUCUUGUUCGACCAGAGAACGCUUUGGUAUCACUCAUAUCGUGUCGGUUUGCUUGGACUAUCCUUCAACUGGACCAAACCACCUGGUUAUACCAGUCAACGACUGCGAAUACGACGAUCUGUUAAUACACCUGCCUGAAACAUGCUCCUUCAUUGAGGAAGCACUUUCCCAAGGCGGUCGGGUCCUCAUUCAUUGCUUGAUGGGCGUAUCCCGAAGCACAACAGUCUUGGCCGCAUACUUCAUGAAAACGCGCCUACUAUCCGCGUCAGCGGCCAUAUCUUUCAUACGAAAACGACGGCCAUGUGUGCAGCCCAACUAUGGAUUCCUCAAACAGCUAGACGCCUUCCAGGCUUGUGGCUACGCGCCAGCUACUACCCACCCUGCUUACCGUUUGUGGAAGCGAAAGCAUAAGCAAGAUGCAGCCCAGUUCCUCAACUACUUUCUCGACACCGCUGCCAUUCUACCCAAGAAACUAUUUCUCAAUAGUGACUUUCCGAGUGAUUCUCUGCAGGCUGAGCUCCUGCUUUACGAGUUAGAGGUUACCCAUCUUCUGACCAUUGGGCCCGCUCAAGUGGCGGCCCCACUGCCAACAAGCAUAACUCACCAAAACAUUGAUAUUCCUCCGGACUCUUCGGACCAUUCUUUUUGUUUACCGUCGGCAUCUGCGUUUAUUCGCGAUGCUUUAGGGAGUGGGGGACGCGUCCUCGUCCAUUCGCUGCUUGAAGCACGGGCGUGUGUCGCAGUUGGCGGCUAUCUUAUGACAGAGCGCCAGAUCUCAGUCGAAGACGCCGCCAAGGUGAUUCAAGACGCUCUACCAUUGUUCAGCCCCUCCCUGCACUUCACCCGCGCCCUCACCUCGUUCCAAUCCAGUUCCGUACCAAAGUCGCCAUCUAGCUCAAAUGAUGCCGAUUUCAUGGUUCAGGCCGCUACGUCUCUGAUGAGCGAGUCCGGGAUCGACCUGAGGGCUUUCAGCGAUGUGCUGGUUGCCAUCCAGUUACAAAAACCUAGUGUGAAGAGGGCCAAGUUGGCGCAGGCGCCAACAAGUCCCAUUGCGACUGCAGCCACAUGA